Sphaeramia orbicularis (orbiculate cardinalfish) is the source of this 4095-nucleotide messenger RNA. It is a transcript of the gene cand2, whose product is annotated as cullin-associated and neddylation-dissociated 2 (putative). The record is from RefSeq and is a predicted model, not a curated record. The transcript has 24 exons. Lineage: Eukaryota; Metazoa; Chordata; Actinopteri; Kurtiformes; Apogonidae. Gene Ontology annotation, biological process: SCF complex assembly. The coding region runs from base 113 to 3847 and encodes 1244 amino acids.
CGGGUCCUGCCUCCAUGUUGUCCGGUUGGAACCUGUUGCUUCUGUCCUGGUAAACUGUGGUAAACUGUGGUAAUCUGUGGUAAAGUGUGGAGACAGCUGACAGAGGGCCAAGAUGUCCAAUGUGUCCUACCACAUCUCCAACCUCCUGGAGAAAAUGACCUCCACUGACAAAGACUUUAGGUUCAUGGCCACUAAUGACCUGAUGCUGGAGCUGCAGAAGGACAGUAUUAAACUGGACGAGGACAGUGAGAGGAAGGUGGUGUCCAUGCUGCUCAAACUGUUAGAGGACAAGAACGGAGAAGUGCAGAACCUGGCAGUCAAAUGUCUGGCUCCUCUGGUGGUGAAGGUGAAGGAGCCUCAGGUGGAGAUGAUGGUGGACAUGCUGUGUUCCAACAUGAUGUCGGACAAAGAGCAGCUCCGAGACAUUUCCAGUAUGGGACUGAAGACGGUGAUCGGGGAGCUGCCGCUGUCGUCACCAGGUGUGUCUAUAACGGCAGGUGUGUGUAAGAAGAUCACCUCCCAGCUGAUUGGUGCGAUGGGAAAACAGGAAGAUGUGUCCGUUCAACUGGAGGCUCUGGACAUCCUGUCAGACAUGUUAAGAAGGCUCAGCGGUGCUCUGGUCAGUUUUCACAGCUCUCUGCUCUCCAGUCUGUUACCUCAGUUAACCAGCCCCAGAAUGGCGGUCAGGAAGCGCUCCAUCCUGGCUCUGGGACACCUGGUGCCCUGCAGUAGCCCCGCCCUCUUCUCCCAGCUGACUGAACACCUGAUGGCCGAGCUGUCCAAGGGUCCAAGCACGUCCAUGAGCAGGACAUACGUCCAGUGUCUGGCAACCAUCAGCCGUCAGGGAGGACAUCGAGUUGGUGAACAUUUAGAGAAGCUGAUCCCCAUGGUGGUGAAGUUCACCAGUGUAGAAGACGACGAGCUCCGAGAAUACUGUUUCCAAGCAUUUGAAGCAUUUAUACGCAGGUGUCCAAAGGAGAUGUCACCGCACAUCACCACGGUAACACAACUUUGCCUCAAGUUCAUGACCUUUGACCCCAACUAUAAUUAUGAUGAUGAUGAAGAGGAGGACAGCAUGGACCUGGAGGACAGACUGGAUGAAGAGUCAGAUGAUGAGUACAGCGAUGACGACGACAUGAGCUGGAAGGUGCGCCGUUCGUCCAUUAAGUGUCUGGAGGCUUUGAUCCACACCCGCAGGGACAUGCUGCUGUCCUUCUACUCGUCCAUUAGCCCGGCUCUGCUCGCUCGCUUCAAGGAACGAGAGGAGAACGUCCGAGCCGACGUGUUCGCAGCCUUUUCAACGCUGCUGAGGCAGACACGAGUGGGAACCAGUCACCACGGUCUGAUUUCCGCCCCUUCAGAUCACCAUGGAAACCAAGGGGAGGAGCCAACGGUGGUCAUGUUGAAGAAACAGGUUCCUGUCAUAGUGAAGGCACUUCAUCGACAGCUGAAGGAGAAGAGUGUGAAGUCCAGACUGGGCUGUUUGUGUUUACUGACUGAACUGACACACACUGUCCCAGGAGCACUGGAGGAGCACAUACCUGCACUGAUACCAGGUAUCAUCUUCUCUCUCACAGAUAAAUCCUCCUCCUCCACCAUCAGGAUCGAUGCUCUGUCUUUCCUCCACGUCCUCCUCCUCUCUCAUCCUCCUCAGGCCUUUCAGCCUCACAUGCAGGUGCUGCUGCCUCCUGUGGUGGCCUGUAUGGAGGACUCCUUCUAUAAGAUCACCUCAGAGGCCCUGCUGGUCACCCAGCAGCUGGUCAGAGUCAUGAGGCCCCUGGAGCCCACCACCACCACAGGGGGGGGGUUCGACCCCAAACCAUUUGUCAAACAGGUGUUUUCUCCGACUCUAAAAAGGCUCAAAGCGACAGACAUCGACCAGGAAGUGAAGGAGAGGGCUAUUUCCUGUAUGGGUCACAUGGUGUGUCACCUUGGAGAUCACCUGGGGGCGGAGCUACAAGGUGUUCUCACCGUCUUUCUGGAUCGAAUGAAGAAUGAGAUCACCAGACUGACAGCUGUCCAGACGGUCGCCAUGGUUACCGCCUCUCCAUUAAAGAUCGACCUGUCGUCCAUUCUACCUGAGGUUUUGUCCGUCCUUGGCUCUUUCUUGCGGAAGAACCAGCGGACUCUUAAACUGUCCUCGUUGGCCUGUCUCAGCGCUCUACUGUCUCAUUAUGGGUCCUGUAUUAAACCUGCUGCUCUGGAGGCCGUUCUGACUGAACUACCUGCUCUGGUGGAUGAGACCGACAUGCACGUGUCACAGGUUUCCAUGACAUUGCUGACCUGUGUGGCCAAAGCCUCCCCCUCGUCCCUGGCUAAGAUCAGCUCGUCGGUGCUGCCUGGCGUCUUCAGACUCAUCCAUUCACCGCUGCUGCAGGGGGGUGCGCUGGUAGCCAUACUGGACUUCCUUCAGGCACUGGUACUGUCCAAAUCCACCAACUGUGGAUACAGUCAGUUGCUGAAGUGUCUGACAGAGCCGUUCCACAGGCCGCUGUCGGCUCCAGACUGCGCUGCCGUUCACAGACAGUCCUAUCAGUCUGUGGCUCGCUGUGUGGCUGCCCUGUCCUCUGUCUGUCCAAAGGAGACCCCCAGCACCGUGUCCAGCCUCAUACAGGAGGUGAAAAGUCCCGCCUCCCCAGAGUCAGCCCGGGUCCUGGCUUUGUUGUGUCUGGGGGAGGUGGGGAGGAGCGGCAGUCUGGGAGCCAGUAAGGAGGUGCAGGGAGUCAUCCUGGAGGCCUUCACCUCCACCAGUGAGGAGGUGAAGACGGCAGCGUCCUGCGCUUUAGGCAGCAUGGCGGUGGGCGGGCUCAACGACUACCUACCCUUCCUGCUCAAAGAGAUCUCGGCCCAGCCCAGAAGACAGUACCUGCUCCUGCACUCACUCAAAGAAGUCAUCAGUGCCUGUCCUUCCUCCAGUCUGUCCCCUCAUAUGGAGUCCAUCUGGGCCUUACUGUUUCAGAACUGUCAGUGUCAGGAGGAGGGAACCAGGAACCUGGUGGCUGAAUGUCUGGGAAAACUCACCUUAGUCAACCCUGCACAGCUGUUACCCAGACUGCAACAGCAGCUGAAAGCCAGUUCUCCUCUGGCUCGCAGUACGGUGGUGACAGCUGUGAAGUUCACUAUCGUGGACCACCCGGCCCCUGUGGACGCUCUGCUCAAAGACUGUAUAGGUGACUUCUUAAUAACGCUGCAGGAUGAGGACAUCAACGUCCGCCGUGUUGCCUUGGUGAUGUUCAACUCUGCAGCCCAUAAUAAGCCUGUGCUGAUCCAUGGUCUACUAGGACGUGUACUGCCUCACCUGUACAGAGAAACCCAGAUCAGGAAGGACCUGAUCAGAGAGGUUGAAAUGGGUCCGUUCAAACACACCGUGGAUGACGGCCUGGACGUGCGUAAAGCAGCGUUCGAGUGCAUGUACACUCUACUGGACAGCUGUCUGGACGGACUGGACGUCCUGCAGUUCCUGGAUCAUGUAGAAGAAGGACUGAAAGACCACUAUGACAUCAGGAUGCUAACCUUCCUAAUGUUGGCCAGACUGGCCUCUCUGUGUCCUGCUGCUGUUCUGCAAAGACUGGAGCGCCUGGUAGAACCACUGAGAGCCACCUGCACCACCAAGGUGAAGGCCGGUUCCGUCAAACAGGAGUUUGAGAAGCAGGAGGAGUUGCGGCGCUCGGCCAUGCGUGCCGUGGCGGCGCUGUUGGCCGUUCCUGAGGUGGAGAGGAGCCCCAGCAUGGCUGACUUCGCCAACCAGAUCCGAACCAACGCCGACAUGGCAUCCAUCUACCAGAGUGUCCAGGGGGGGGAGCCUGGGGGGGGUUUAGGACCUGCUGAGAGCAUGGACCUGAGCUAGACCUGCGCCGCUGGGUUCACAUUAGAGCUUUUACAGUCAGAACAAAACAGGUCUGAGUUAGAAAGAAGCGCAACACUGUUAAAAACAGAUCUGUAACUGCACAAACUACAGCACAGAACAGGAGCAGACUGUACACACUGCAUUUGUGAUAAAAAAAACUGUCAUGAAUGAAUUGAUCAGGUGGUCUGAGCUAUCGGAGGUUUUUAUGGCAAAAACGUCUAAUCGAGUUUGAUUUAGUUGAAAUAAAG